Molecule: messenger RNA, 978 nt
Organism: Neoarthrinium moseri
Lineage: Eukaryota; Fungi; Ascomycota; Sordariomycetes; Amphisphaeriales; Apiosporaceae
Exons: 1
Coding region: 1-978 (325 amino acids)
Molecular function (GO): 8-oxo-dGDP phosphatase activity
Source: RefSeq, a predicted model, not a curated record
AUGUCCCAACUCAAGACCUAUCUGGACCUCGUCAAAACGACCGACAACUACCCUCUAGUGGACAUUACCCAACUGCCCUAUGCUGAAGACCCCGAGAAAGGACUCUAUCAGCUCCUGCUGCCUAAUGACCUGCGCCCACAUGGCUUCAUGCUCCCCUCGGUAGUCCGGCAAAUGCCAUGGACAUCCGACUUCUCUAUAAGUCACGAACGCCCUAGGACCGUGCAGCUCCUCGACGGCUCGAACGGGUCCAACACGGCAGAAGUUUGUAAUGCCGCCUUCAAAAAGGUCAUAGACAAGGCCCAGGAGGCCCAGGUCUUCGCGAAUCUGCACAAAGUGUGGCCAGAAGACUACAAAGUACUGGGAGCCAAGUACGAAGGCCGGGUCCAGCUCCUGCGCGCGGCAGCUAGUCUAUUCGGCGUCUCAUGCCGCGGCGCUCACAUGACCGUGUAUACCCGUACGGAAUCGGGCGAGCUCAAGAUCUGGGUCCCCCGACGAAGCAAACUCAUGCAGACCUGGCCAGGCAAGCUUGACACCACCGUCGCUGGGGGCGUGAGAGCCGAGGAAAGCCCCUUCGAGUGCAUUGUCCACGAGGCUGACGAAGAAGCGUCCCUGCCCGAGGCUAUGGUCCGUAAGAACGCCCGGCCCGUCAGCGCCAUCACCUAUGUCGCCGAGAGCGCGGCUGGGUCUGGUGGCGAGUUUGGGCUAUGCGUGCCGGAUGUGUUGUAUUGUUACGAUCUAGAGGUGGGCCAAGACGUGGUGCCUCAGCCACAAGACGAGGAGGUUGAGGCAUUCUAUCUCAUGAGCGUGGAUGAAGUCAAGGACGCUCUCCUACGAGAGGAGUUCAAAACCAACUGCGCUUCGGUCAUGAUUGAUUUCUUUGUCCGUCAUGGUAUUAUAAAUGACGAUAACGAGCCGGACUACCUCGAGAUCGUCACCAGACUACAUCGUCCUCUCCCGGUCCCAACAUCCGCCGCUUGA